This is a messenger RNA of Exserohilum turcica Et28A, 1755 nucleotides long. RefSeq lists its product as uncharacterized. The coding region runs from base 1 to 1755 and encodes 584 amino acids. The record is from RefSeq and is a predicted model, not a curated record. Gene Ontology annotation, biological process: actin cytoskeleton organization; muscle cell development. Gene Ontology annotation, molecular function: actin filament binding; calcium ion binding. Lineage: Eukaryota; Fungi; Ascomycota; Dothideomycetes; Pleosporales; Pleosporaceae. Gene Ontology annotation, cellular component: cortical actin cytoskeleton; Z disc; plasma membrane. The transcript is spliced from 5 exons.
AUGGCGCCGCUUGAACAGCAAUGGGUCAACGUCCAGCAGAAGACCUUCACCAAAUGGCUGAACAGCAAGCUAAAGAUUCGGAGCGUUGAGAUCCGUGAUCUCAUUACCGACCUCUCUGACGGUAUCAUACUGAUCCACCUGCUCGAGAUCCUCAGCAACGAGUCCCUCGGCCGCUAUGCCUCGCGCCCCAAGCUGCGUGUACAAAAGUUUGAAAACGUCAACAAGUCGCUCGACUUCAUCCGCAGCCGACGAAUCCAACUGACAAACACGGGUGCCGAAGAUGUCGUCGACGGCAACAGCAAGAUCAUCCUGGGCCUGAUCUGGACCCUGAUUCUGCGCUUCACCAUCAGCGACAUCAACGAGGAGGGUCUGAGUGCCAAGGAGGGUCUGUUGCUGUGGUGCCAAAGGAAGACGGCCUGCUACGACGAGGUCGAAGUACGCGACUUUUCGACAAGCUGGAACGAUGGUUUGGCCUUUUGCGCUCUGCUCGACAUUCACCGCCCCGACCUCAUCGAUUACGACAGCCUCGACAAGAACGACCACCGCGGAAACAUGCAGCUCGCCUUCGACAUUGCCUCCAAAGAGAUUGGCAUCCCGGACCUGCUCGAUGUCGAGGAUGUGUGCGAUGUCCCCAAGCCUGAUGAGCGAUCCCUCAUGACAUACAUUGCCUACUGGUUCCAUGCCUUCUCCCAGAUGGAACGAGUCGAAAACGCCGGCCGAAGAGUGGAAAAGUUUGUGGCAAACAUGCAGGGAGCUUGGCAGAUGCAAAACGACUUUGAGAGGCGCAUGCGCGAGCUGCUCAACCAGAUUGCCAGGCAGCAGUCACACUGGGAAGAGGCCAAAUUCGACGGAACAUAUGCCGACGCAAGAGCCCAAUCAGCAGAGUUUACGGCAUGGAAGCGCAAGGCCAAGCGGACAAUGGUUGCUGAAAAGUCGGAUCUAGUAGGUCUUUUGGGUAACAUCAGGACAAAACUCGCCACAUACCGAUUGCGCCCAUACGAUCCCCCGGCCGAACUCAGUCUCGACGCCCUCGACAACGCAUGGACAGGCUUGAUGAAGGCCGAACGACAACGCUCGCAGGUCAUCAACGAGACCAUUCGAGACAUCAAGAAUGCUCUGCGCAAGUCGUUUGCCGACAAAGCAAACGACUUUGCUCUCGCCCUCAACACCCUGUCGACGUCGAUAUCAGCGCUCGAGGGCGAUGUUGAGGACCAACUAGAGCAUACAAAAGAAAUCAGCAAGUCGCUCACACCACUGGACGAAUACCUGAACCUCAUCGCAUCAAUUGACGAGCAAUGUGCCGAGGCCAAUAUCGAAGAAAACGAUUUCACAACAUACACGUACGAUGAGCUCGAGUACGAGCUGAGUCUAGUCCGCAACUCCGUCUCCAAGAAACUGGCUUUCCUCGAAAACCAAAUGGUUGCCCGAAACAUGACCAACCUGACGCCCAUACAGUUGGAAGAGUUUGAAUCCGUCUUCCGCCAUUUCGAUCGCGACGUUUCAAAUUCGCUGGCAGAGUUGGAGUUUUCGGCAGCAUUGGCCAGUUUAGGACUGGUCUACGACGAAGAAGAAAUGCAUCAAAGAUUCCGCGAGACGAGCGGCGGCAGGGAUUAUGUCACAUUUGAGCAGUUUAUUCGCUUCAUGGUUGACGAGACGGAAGACCAAAACACGGCCGAGCAGGUGUUUGAAUCGUUCAAGGAAGUGGCCGACGGCAAGCCAUACGUCACAGAGCUGAGAAAGAAAGAAAGAAAGUGA